Molecule: messenger RNA, 3021 nt
Organism: Marchantia polymorpha subsp. ruderalis
Lineage: Eukaryota; Viridiplantae; Streptophyta; Marchantiopsida; Marchantiales; Marchantiaceae
Source: the annotation of a GenBank genome assembly
UCUCGUUCAACUGCUUCUGGGACUCGAUGUCGCAACCUGAAGAGUUCGACCAUUGCUCGAGCGAUGCUGUCACACGAGAAUGGAGACGGACCACGAGCCGCUCUAAUCGUCUAAACCUCCUCUAACCCCCGAGGCUAGUUCUGAAUAGUUCGAUCUCCGGCAGUGCAGGUGGACUGUCCAGGAGGACUUGACGUGAAAUUCUUUACGCUUGGUGCGCAAAGACCGAUUUUUGCAGGUCUGAGAGCAUCGUGUUCACGGAGUCGGCUGAUGAUCACGUCGCGUGGGCUUCGAAGAGCGAGCUGAAUGCUUGGAAAUUUGUUCUGUUAAAUUAUGGCUCAGGAGCCUUGUAGAUGUGAGAGGACCACGUGGGACACAUUUCCUGGAUAUCAUAAUAGCAUGAAGACUGCCCUCCUUGCUAUCUGUUUCCAUUAGUAUACAAUUGCGAGCGGCAUUGACCUUCAGCAUCUGAGAAUUUCAACGCAAACAUCGGUAAGAAGCUGAUAAGUCAUGAGAGCGUUGGAUCGAAGCUGACCAGAGGCGUUUUCGCGCAAGGACUGCCAGUGGUUAGAAAACUUCCCUUUGCUUCACUUUGUCUUCAAGUGCGCAUGAACGAGUCACUCAUGGUGCACUCUUCUGCGUACGGAACGAGUCAGGUUGAUGGGUAGCUGGAUUGGGAGAAAACCGUGUGGGUGAUGUGAACUAAAAGCUCAAGAGAAUAUUCAAUGUUUCAAGUGCUCGCCCUAGGAGGACUCUGUAGAUGCUUUGAUUCGUAACGACAGCCGAAUUCAAGCUUCGUUUACGACGAGGCGCAUUUUAUAUUUGCCUCCUGUCAGAUUCGGAAAAUGCAGCAGCCUAGUCCAGCAUUGUCGUCGCCUUCAACUGGAUUCCUUGGUCCAAGGGUUUCUCCUUUGUUUAGCUCUACGGUAGAGCAGUCAUCAGAUGGAGGGGUUGCCGUCAGUAGCACCGAUGUUCUUCGACCGUCCACAGCGGUCGCCCUUUCUACUCAGGAUCAAGGGAAGCAGGCUCCUCCUAAGAAACUGUCUCAGGCCAUGGAAGGCUUGCAACGGGCUCAUCGCCACAUAGCCGACAUUCGCUCAGGAGCUGAUCUGCUCUUGGAAGCUUUGGAAAUUGCUGUCAAUCGGCGAACAAAGGAGACUCCUGGAAAGAAAGCUAGUGAUGGAGUCGCUUCCGCUGUCGAAACUUUGAGGAACGCUUUGGAUGCCCUCCGAGCCACAGCGAGAGAUCUGGAAAGUUCCGGCAUCUUGAAAGGUGCUUCACAACGCCAUGAAGAAAAUCAGCCCUGGGGUUUACAACCACCGUCAGUUUGUCCUGAUGGUCAUGUCACUCCCUACGCAUGGAAGCGUCAGAUUGCAGGUCAAGCCGCAGCCUCCGCGGUAGAACGCACAAGGUUGGCACUGAAAUCUUUUGGUGAACAGAAAAAACACUUGUUUCUUGGUGUGGGUGAUGAUCAUCGCUCUAAGAAACCUCGGACAGGAACAUUCCGUGCAUCGGCUGACGAUUUGUCUCUCACUGAUAUCCUGAGGAAAGUGCAGACCGAUGCUUCUGGAAUGGUUGUUACCCCUUACGCUCGAUUGGAGUGGGCAAAACGAACGUCUUGUGUAAAUAUCUCCAAGGUUGCGACCGAUCCUGGACAAGCCUUGGCCUAUCUUCCUCCCCAGAUCAAUAAUGCAAAGGUUGAACCUGGGACACAAUCGACGCUUCCUGUUGUAGAUACACCACCACGGCCAGUUGAAAAGCUGGCUGUCCUUGAGGUUUCUAUACCUGGUGUGCUGAGGGCCAUUAUCUCCUUGCAGCCAACUGGAUCAGCUUAUCCAGAUGCAAUCGCUGUAUUUUCACAUGAUGAGAAUGGAGGCUACGUGCACGCUUGGGGCAAGUCGAUACAUAAGCUUCACCAAAGAAUCUCUGAGCACGGCGUCAACGCAUUACAUCACUUUCGGCGAAACUUUCAGUCGACAUGCCUCCAGCAUCUUUUGCAUUGGUUAUAUACCUACCGAUCUUUGUUCCUUGAGCCUUGCAAGGAGUGCAAGCGGAUGACUGCCUUGGAUUCUCCGUCAGAUCUUUUGCUUCCACCUCUAGUCCGACUCUAUCAUCACCUUUCGCUUCCUCAAACAGGAAAAUCUGAAAACAGCAAAGUAACUUAUGAAUUGGCACCCUAUCACAUCGCCUGUGUACCAAAGAAAGAAUUGGAAUGCCCGUGAACGUCAUCACCCUUAGUAUGAGUGAAGAGCCAGCCAUAUUUGAAAGACAGGUUCAUGACCCCUUGUGGCCAGUUUCCUGUGUGGAAUGUCUGAAAGUACCGAGCUGAAGGCCCCCGUACUCGCUCUUGGUACAGAUUUGCUGUCUUCCGGCACGUUUUGAAUACUGUCUACAAGUGGAAUCGACCUUGACCUGAGGCGGGUGUAUGUAGGCGAGAAGCCUUUGUAGAAUAUUAGGUCCUAGUAUUCAAAAGAUGUAGAUCAAAGCUGUUGAACUCAUUAAUCAAAUUUUAACAUCAAUUACAAUCCUUGUAGAUGCUGGAAGUCUACUUUGGACACUCUGAAGACAUGGGACUGAACAUCACGAAAGAAGGGAUCACAAGAAGUUUUGGACACAGAAGAUGAGGAUUAGAGUCGACUAUCAUCCUUCAUAGCGUUCCCUUACGUUUUGGCGCUGUACGAAGCAAUCCGAUAUCGCAAUAGGCGAGACUAUGAAUACAAGGUUGGAGAGCAUCUGAUCUUUAACGUCCGAACAAACUCCUCGGAUUCUUAAUCCGGACCGAACUGGGAACCAUCCUUGAUUUCCCUCAUGUCUAUAGGAACGAAGACAACCUCCCCAGUUCACGUGGAAAUUAGCAUAUGAAUCUGACGUACAUGAGUUCCUGCCUCAGCGGCUGUAUGGACAGUGCGUACAACAGGGAUACACUGGAAUUAGAUGUUUCGUUAGUCCUUUGGUUUGUAUGAAACCAGCGGGCAGUUGUCUGCUUCAACCAAGGUCACUUUACUAUGCUUGUCAUUGUUCCAG